Sinocyclocheilus grahami is the source of this 2425-nucleotide messenger RNA. RefSeq names its product glucocorticoid-induced transcript 1 protein-like. Gene Ontology annotation, biological process: podocyte development. Bases 1 to 1221 code for a protein of 406 amino acids. The transcript has 7 exons. The record is from RefSeq and is a predicted model, not a curated record. Lineage: Eukaryota; Metazoa; Chordata; Actinopteri; Cypriniformes; Cyprinidae. Gene Ontology annotation, cellular component: cytoplasm.
AUGCAGAUCGUAGCUGUUGUUCUGGAUUCAUCCCUAAUAUACAUCCUGCUCCAGGUAGCAUUUUAUGGGGAAAUAACCUCAGGGCUGCCACCACCCCAGUACAUAUGCUCAUCAUCCAUCUGUUUCUCUUUCUGUUUGAUCCUUAUGGCAGUUGAGAGGUCAAAGUCGCAACAGGUGCGGAGUACAGGUGCUAUCAGACGGACUUCCUCUCUGGGCGCUAUCACCGGGCCCUACCUGAUAGGGCAGUGGCCACGUGAAUCCCACCUGCACAACCCCUCAUGCAUGAAAGACAAGUCCACACAGAUUGCUAAGCUCAGGCUGCAGCUGCAGUGCAGUAAGCAGAGCGGAGGCCGGCAGUGUAAGGACAGUAAAGAGCAUCUUUCCCCCCUCCCCUGCUGCAGCAGCACCACCACCAUUACUGCCACUACCAUCAGCACAGCUCCGUCAUCCAUGUCGAAGUCAGCACAGAUGCCGCUGUCCAACAUCACAGUGCCAAAGCCCUCCAUCUCAAGGGUUCCCAGCAGCAUGGAGGGCAUCAACCAUGAGCUGGAGAAAGUUUUCAUCAAAGACAACGGAGAGAAAGAGGAGCUCAAGGCGCUGGAGGUUCCUGACGGGCGACGGGCUCCGUUUCCUCCUCAGCAGCGCAGCAGCAGCAGUCGUGGUAUAGACACUCAGACGCCAUCAGUGCCUGGACGCUCCAGUAGCUGCUCGAGCCUGUCGCCCUGCCCCUCGCCCGCUUGCCCGCCCCGCUCACAUGACGGCAGCCCUUACUCCACCGACGAGAUGCUGGACGACAGAGACAAAGACAGCGGCAGCAGUUCUCCUCUGCCUAAAUUCGCCUCGUCCCCAAAACCCAACAACAGCUACAUGUUCAAACGGGAGCCUCCAGAGGGCUGUGAGAAGAUCAGAGUGUUUGAGGAAAUGACGUCCAGACAGUCAGCCACCGUCCCCCUUUUUUCCUGCCCUGACAAAAACAAGGUAAACUUCAUCCCCACCGGCUCUGCGUUCUGCCCUGUCAAGCUCCCGGGAUCCCUUCUCCAGCAGAAAGAGGAAAGCCAAGCCGGCCCCAGCAGCGGCUCACACCCCCUCGCCCCACACCAUCACAUGCCCACUCAGGUCUCCACCAGCACGAGCACAGACGACCCUCCCGAAUCUCCCUCCCAACAGCAGGAGGCGUCCUCAGAAUCGGCCUCCCAGCCUCAGAACUUUGAAGUCAGCUAAACGUGGCAGAGCUGGUCUCGGUCGCGCCGCUCCGCACCCAUGUAGAGGACCGUUCGAUCCCCGCCCCAAACUUCCUCUUCUCUCUCUGAUGGACCCCACCUUUGUGCUGAAUCUUUACUAUCUGCAUGGCAUAGCAACUGUGGCCCGAACGAGAAUAGUAAAUGCAAACGCAGCCGAGGGGUUCGAGUAUGUGGCAAUGCCACGCUUCGGUGUCUGGAUGGGAACGGCGUCUGAAGGAUGCGUUUUGGGAAAAGGACCUUAGAAUAUGCAAAUCAAAAAUUCAAAUGGCUUCACUGUUAUCUUGAUAAAUGAGUGAGAGUCUCAUACGGAAAUCUUAUUUAUUAAAUUUGCCUAUUGACAAGUUCAGUCACAUUCCAGAAAUUCCCAUUUUGCUUUUUUAGUGUAGGAUGUGGAUGCGUUCGCAGGUGCUUUUCCGUCUGAUUUGAUUCCGCGUUGAUCCCGAGCAACUGCACAGCUGUUUUCAAAUGCAGCUUUCGUGUGUGCUUAAAAUUUAAGCAAAGUGGCUUUUGUAUGAGCACUAUAAUCAGACAGCGCAAAGCGAAGUGUCGCCUUCGAAAACACCGCCGAUUUACAAGGAGAAAGAUGACUGACCUUUUCAGGAAGGUCUUAAUAGUGUCAGGGCAUGCAUUUUAAACUGAUCGUAUGUUUAACAUUAAAUUAUGUGUCGUGUUCUCUUUCAACAUCCACAGUAUGAAUAAGCUCUCUCUCUAUCAAUAUAUCUAUAUAUGAAUCUAUAAAUAUAAAAAAAAGCUUGUUUGAAUUUAAAACCGUGUAUUGCUGUGUUAUGUACAUUUUGGGAAAUGAGCUGUACUCCAUGGGUUGACGACUGUCCAGCUUUCCUAGCUUCUGACGAUGGUGCAGAAAGAGAAAAACACACACUUUGUUGCACGGUGUCCACCUGCAGCCUCGCUUCGCGGUUUAAACUCAGGUAAAAUUCACAUUCAGAUCCGUCCCAUCAUUCUCUGCGCUCCAUCACAUACCAUGUUGGGAGGUGCUGUCCGGAUGAUGGGUUUGAUUGGGUGGGACACACUGUGUGUUGAAAACAUUAGACAACCCUCAUGAAUCAGACGUGUAUCAUCACAGUCACUAUAUGACAUGCAUUCAAAUUUAAUAUGACAAACAACAGCCCAGAUCACAGGUUUGAGGAGAUGCAUUUUCUAGUGGCAUGUUAAAAAAAAAAAAA